AGAGACGGAGCAAACUUUGCGCGGUUGGGACCAAGCCCAGCAUGUCAGCCACGGGAACCAGCGCGCCGAGCACCGCGUGAACGGACUUGGAGUGGUGUUUAAAAAAAAGACAAAAAAGGGACGAGAGGCGCAAGCUGUUGAUGCCGGAUAAAGUUUGCGCGCGGCGUGGCAGAGCAGAGGAGCGAGGACACCCACGCGAGUGGAAACUUGACGCAGACAUGGGCACGCUGCGCGAUCUGCAGUACGCGCUCCAGGAGAAGAUCGAGGAGCUGCGCCAGCGCGACGCACUCAUCGACGAGCUGGAGCUGGAGCUCGACCAGAAGGACGAGCUGAUCCAAAGGCUGCAGAACGAACUGGAUAAGUACCGCUCCGUCAUUAAACCUGCCACGCAGCAGGUCCACAAGCAAAGCGAGCUGCACUCGGAGCAACAGCGCACCAAGAGGCAGGCCAUCUCGGCCGAGCCCACCGCCUUCGACAUCCACGAUCUCAGCCACGUCACGCUGCCUUUCUACCCCAAAAGCCCACAGUCUAAGGAUCUGAUCAAAGAGGCCAUCCUGGACAACGACUUCAUGAAGAACCUGGAGCUGUCGCAGAUCCAAGAGAUUGUAGACUGCAUGUACCCAGUGGAGUAUGGAAAGGACAGUUGCAUCAUCAAGGAGGGCGACGUGGGCUCGCUGGUGUACGUCAUGGAAGACGGGAAAGUGGAGGUGACAAAGGAGAGCCUAAAGCUGUGCACGAUGGGCCCCGGGAAGGUGUUUGGGGAGCUGGCCAUUCUCUACAACUGCACCAGGACCGCCACUGUCAAAACGCUGACAAACGUGAAGCUGUGGGCGAUCGAUCGACAAUGUUUCCAGACCAUCAUGAUGCGGACGGGUCUCAUCAAGCAUACGGAGUAUAUGGAGUUUUUGAAAAGCGUGCCCACCUUCCACAGCUUGCAGGAGGACAUUCUGAGCAAGCUCGCCGACGUCCUUGAGGAGACCCAUUACGAAGACGGCGAGUACAUCAUCAGACAGGGGGCCAGAGGAGACACCUUCUUCAUCAUCAGUAAAGGAAAGGUUAAUGUGACCAGGGAGGACUCACCCAACGGAGAGCCUGUGUACCUGCGCAGCCUGGGCAAGGGCGACUGGUUCGGUGAAAAGGCGCUGCAAGGGGAGGACAUCAGGACCGCAAAUGUUAUUGCAGCAGAAGCGGUCACCUGUCUCGUCAUUGAUCGAGAUUCAUUUAAGCACCUGAUUGGAGGCUUGGAGGACGUAUCCAGCAAAGGCCAUGAGGAUGUUGAUGCCAAAGCCAAGUAUGAAGCCGAGAAUGCUUUUUUCUUCAAUCUCAAUCUGGCCGAUUUCAACAUCAUCGACACUCUUGGGGUUGGCGGCUUUGGUCGUGUGGAGCUGGUUCAGCUCAAGAGCGACGAGAACAAAACUUUUGCUAUGAAGAUCCUCAAGAAGCGGCACAUCGUCGACACCAGACAGCAAGAGCACAUUCGCUCCGAGAAACUCAUCAUGCAGGAGGCCCACUCGGAUUUUAUUGUUCGGUAUAAUGCGAUUUGCCUUUCAAGGCAAUUAGUAUUUGAAUGUCACUCUUGUAACCGACAGCCAUUUUUUCUUUACUGUUGUGUUUUCAGACUCUACAGAACGUUCAAGGACAGCAAGUACCUCUACAUGCUGAUGGAAGCCUGCUUAGGAGGAGAAUUGUGGACCAUUCUUCGAGACCGAGGUUCUUUUGAAGACUCGACCACCAGGUUUUACACAGGCUGCGUGGUGGAGGCCUUCGCCUACCUACAUUCCAAAGGCAUCAUCUACAGAGACCUCAAACCUGAGAACCUUAUAUUGGAUCACAGGGGUUACGCCAAACUGGUGGACUUUGGUUUUGCCAAGAAAAUUGGCUUCGGGAAGAAAACGUGGACUUUCUGCGGGACGCCUGAAUACGUAGCGCCGGAGAUCAUCCUAAACAAAGGCCACGACAUCUCCGCCGAUUACUGGUCACUGGGAAUCCUCAUGUUCGAGCUCCUGACCGGCAGCCCGCCGUUCUCCGGCCCCGAUCCGAUGAAGACCUACAACAUCAUCCUGAGAGGCAUCGACAUGAUCGAAUUCCCAAAGAAAAUCACCAAAAAUGCUGCCAACUUAAUCAAAAAGCUAUGCAGGGAUAAUCCUUCUGAACGACUGGGAAACUUGAAAAAUGGUGUCAAAGACAUCCAAAAGCACAAGUGGUUUGAGGGCUUUAACUGGGAGGGCUUGAAGAAGGGGACUCUGAUACCACCCAUCAUCCCCAACGUCACAUCAGCGGUUGACACGAGUAAUUUCGACAGCUUCCCGGAAGACAACGAGGACCCGCCGCCUGACGACAAUUCGGGUUGGGAUGUUGAUUUCUGAAGUUCUCCUUCAAGCAGCCCCCCCUAGUGGAACCAAAAGAAACUCUUCUUUUGUUGGUGUGGAGGCCAUGCAGUGGUCGUGGCUAACUGGUAUAAAGAUCACACAAAUCAGAUAUGGAGAAGAAGUAGAUUUAACGGAUGGCAAGCGGUCACCGAUAUGCCUUUAUUUCACUGUGGCCCCGGAUCAAGCAUUUAUAGUGGGACAGCUGUAGCACACGUUCGGUGUUGUCUUACACUCGGCUCGAAGGCGGAGAAAGUGCAGGGAUACACACGUGCGCGAGCGCACAAAAAACAUAGCCGCUGACCGAGCCCACGUCCCCCCAUGUGAUGGGCCGGUGUACGUUUUUGUUUAUUUUUUAGGAUAAAUAAGCGCGUGGAAAUGUGAAAUGCUGUGUUCCGAUCAUCGCUUUUCCCGUCGUACAACAAGUGCUCUCGACUAAGCUGAAUGUCACCGAUUGCCGCAUUACAUAGCAUUGAACAUUUUCAAGGAGACGUAUUAUGCAAGUUUUUUUUUUCUGCCUCGAUUCUAAAGAGUUCUGAGGUGUCUUAAAAAGGACACAGCACACUUGAUUGACAAUUGCUCUGUUUUGGGUUAAAGGUGAAUGGAUUUCGAUAGCAGGGUUAAGGCAUUUCGACAAAGCUAAGGCUACUCAGUGUUGCCGCCUGAACGCCACCCACAACAAAUCCAGCGACUAUUUGUCGCGUUAUUGGAGAUUUAUGGGGACUCUGAGACUCCAGAGCUUAAGUCCACCCCUUCAUGUCCAGACUGAAUAAAUAGUGCUUGCACAAAAUCAUGUCUGGCUAAUUCAACUAAAUUUCAUUUUCUAUUUUGAAAAGGGACAGUGUGCAUUAAUUAACAUUUUUGAGUUAGCUUAAGUUAUCUUAAGACCAUUUCAUUUGUGGGAGCAGCACUUCAUCUCCAAGGCACCAAAUUAGACUUUGUCAAUUAGCAUAGUAGAUCCUAUAUACCUUAACCCCGCCCCCUUUUCCAUGUCAACAACUUUGCGAUAAGUGUACUCUGGUUUUCAAGCAAACUCAGCUAGCAUUUUUAGCUAAUGCUACUCUCUUCUGUGCUAACACCAACUUCCAUAAUAUGUCCCUUUUAAGAUACAUUGUGAACACAAAAAAGUACAAAGAAAUGUGUGCAGUCUAAGAAAGGAGACUCUCCAAGUGCCCUGUUUCAGAUGUCAACCAACACGCAGCUGUAUAGUUUUAUUUCCAUGUGUCAUCAAUUAUGCACUCUUAACGCUUUUAUUUUCCGGCUCCCCCGUUUGACAAAUCCUGAGCUAUUGUUUGGACCUCCAUUGCGCCUGUACAGCUCUAACUGUGAACACGCUGUCAAUGUCUUUGGUGCUGUACUUGAUUCAUGGCCACAAAAAAGAGACGGUGACAUGACAGUACUGUUUGGUUCGAUUGUUUUGUUUUUCGGAUUGUUGGGGUUUUUUUUUGUACAGUAAUUCCUCUCCUUUCCUGUGCUUGGUUUUCGUUCCUAUUUGAUAUUUUGUAUUUUCUCCCAUGGCAUCUGCACAAUGUUCAAAUGGUUUUGAAGGCAUCACCUUGUCACCUCUCACGCACCGACAGUCAAGAGCAUUAAGUGUAAGUGCCUUAAAUCAACGGCAUACAAAUCAUCGUCACAAGGCCUUUUUGAUGCUGCAUGAACACAACUGAAAAGCGCACCCGAUCGUAAAGAUCAUUUCUUGACGUACAGGAAUUUAAAAAAAAUAUCCAUCACAUACGACUUGCAAUGACAUGCUUUUCACGUCACUAUGAAAUCUCACGUAUCCUGAAAGCAGGAAUGACUUGCAGUUGUAAACUUUUGUUUUCAUAUGUCAUACAGUUCAUAACAACCAUGUUGAAGGAAGAAGACUGAAAAAGGCAAGUAGUUAAGAUGAAUGUGAAGGUAGGGUUUUGUUUUUCAGCCCUCGUGCUCACUUGUCAAUGCUUUUGCAGAUCCCGCAUUAAAAUGAUAAAGAGGAAUAAAAAAGCUGUGCCAUUUGAUACUAAAAUAAAUGAUAGGCGUGUUUAUUUAUUAGUAGUCAUUUUAAAAUAUAUAUAUACACCGAAUUCAAUGUUUUUUAAUGCAGGUUUAUCAGAAACAUUGAAAAGUGAGUGGAUUCAUAUUUGGACCAUCAUCAUUAUUGCCAGAUAUUUGCCUUGUGUUGUUUUUGUUUUGUUUCGUUGUUGUAAACUAAUUUUGCAAAGUGCCACGUGUAUGAUUAUUUUAAAUUAUAGACUUAAAAAAAAUUA
Messenger RNA from Syngnathus typhle (broad-nosed pipefish), 4612 nucleotides. Its product is annotated as cGMP-dependent protein kinase 1. The transcript is spliced from 17 exons. Gene Ontology annotation, biological process: protein phosphorylation. The coding region runs from base 141 to 2366 and encodes 741 amino acids. The record is from RefSeq and is a predicted model, not a curated record. Gene Ontology annotation, molecular function: cGMP-dependent protein kinase activity; ATP binding. Lineage: Eukaryota; Metazoa; Chordata; Actinopteri; Syngnathiformes; Syngnathidae.